Dreissena polymorpha is the source of this 3196-nucleotide messenger RNA. Its product is annotated as zinc finger protein 710-like. Bases 406 to 2262 code for a protein of 618 amino acids. Lineage: Eukaryota; Metazoa; Mollusca; Bivalvia; Myida; Dreissenidae. Gene Ontology annotation, cellular component: nucleus. The record is from RefSeq and is a predicted model, not a curated record. The transcript is spliced from 6 exons.
CCACUGUAGGACAGUUGACCUGAAUAUGUCAACUUUGUCCGCGCGAACAACACUUUCUUCAAGAUUGUUCCACUCUAUUAAUGUCUUAGGAAAAAAUGAGUUUUUAUAUAGUUGGGUUUUGCACUGGAUUGGUGUGAAACACUUAGAGUUUUUAACUGAAUAUUGUUCAACGAUAUUGUUUACUUUGAAGUCUUUGAAAUGUUUAGGGGUAAUUCUACGCUUUGAUUGCCGGACUGGGGUAAGGAAGUCUUGGCUAGGCAUUGCUGGCACCAGCCCCUCAACCACCUUGAAGAAGAAGAUAAGUCUAUUGGCCUUCCUUCUUUCCUGGAGAGAAAGAAGAGUGCAUGAUCCAGCAUACAAACCUACAGCAUUAUUGCAAAGGAAAUAAUUGGUCGCAUUCAGACAAUGGAAACCAAAUAUAAUCCAAACUAUUCAGACCAGGGAGACACUAUUGCAAAAACUGUAACUGGCGUAUCACUUGCAACGGGUCUAUCUGAAGGAACAGCGAAUAACAACAGCAUGCCGUACAAUAUUAACAACCUAUGGGUUAAAAACAACACCAACUGGUUUAGUGCUAUUAUGCAAAAAUAUGCAUAUGUUUCAGAAGAGGAAGACAAUAUUGAAAGAAAGAUUGACAUUCAACUGAAAUAUCACCCCAACGAACUUGAACAAUGCGGUAGCCAAAUGUUUGCAAUAAAAGGGGGUCGAAAAGAUCCAGAAAACCCUUUCAAUAUCACAUCUCCGAGCUUUGGUCAAUCAGCGGCUAGAGCCAUUCUUACCACAGUGCAGUCCUCAACUUGCACUGAUGUGACAGUUUCCAUAAUGAGCAUAGGUAAGGCAGAUAGGUUCAUUCCAAAAGUCGUCAAAUCAAGGGCUGCCAAGGGAGGCAUAUUAUCAAUUGGGAAAACACAUAAAGCAGAAAACCACAGUACUGUUCCAGGAGAGGGUAGUGACUUAAUGCAUCACAGAUUUGGUGGAAAACAAAUUGAACGCUUUGACAUCAACGUUAAGAUAAAACACGAUCAAAUGAUUGAGGAUGGACUUGAGAAGCGUUGGCAAUGUGUUCUGUGUGAGAAGUCGUACACGUCGAAACACAACUUAGUCACACACAUCCUUGAUCACUCUGGCAUAAGGCCUCACCUGUGUUUGCGCUGUGGAAAGUACUUCAGGCAGUUGUCGCACCUCAAUGCCCACAUGUUGACCCAUGACAAGGUGAGGCCCCACGAGUGCCAAGUAUGCAGGAAGUGUUUCACUCAGACCGGGCAUCUAAAGCGCCAUAUGUUGGUACAUUCUGGUCAGCAUGCCUCGGUCUGUCAUAUCUGCUGUCGGGGGUUUACAACCGAUGAUGACUUGUUAGCUCAUAUGGUGAAACAUGAGACCAUGCUGGAGCAGUGCAGUGUGUGUGGGGAGCAGUUUGAGUCCCACAAGCUGCUCAUGGAGCAUGCUGUGCUGGCAAUGCACAGUCAGAGGACCCGGUGUGACAAGUGUGCACUGGAGUUUGACUCCUCGGCAGACCUCCAGAAUCACAAGAAAGAGGCCCAUGGCGCCCUGCGGCCGUGGAAAUGCAGACAGUGUGGAUUGGCCUUCCUAAAGGUGCAUCAACUCAAGUCCCAUCUGUUCACCCACACUGGUGCCUGUCCUUUCGCUUGCUCCGAAUGCGGGCGCUCAUUCAACCAGAAGGCGAACCUGCGGCGCCACAUGCUCAUACAUAGAGGGGAGCGUUCCUUCAAGUGCCACGUCUGCGAGAAGUCUUUCACCCAGCCUCAGACGUUGAAGACCCACAUGCUCGUUCAUGCCAAUACCAUGCCCUACCAGUGUAAAAUUUGUUUUCGAAAGUUCAGCAGACACCACAAUCUGAAGGGACACAUGCACGUACACAACAAUUCGAGGCCUUUUGACUGCUCUAUAUGUGAAUGCUCCUUUACAUUGCGAGGUAAUCUAAACAGACAUAUGAGAAUGAAGCACAAUAUUGACUCAAUAGAGGAAGAGGAGGAGGCCACUGAUCAAGGUGGCCCUUCUGAUGGCGCAGGCAUGAACAGCACAGAAUUAAAGGCAGAUUUGAAGUUUGACAUUUGUGAAACUGAUGACUCUGUGACAGAGGAGUUAGAUCACUGUCCAGGCAGCAGCUCUAAAUGUGAACCUUAUGAUGUUGAACAUGUGAAAUGUGUAUUAGACCUCCAUGAAAGUGAAAUACAGUCUUCUGCAACCAGAUCACAUCGACAUAGGAAAAGAAAGAAAUUUGAUGACAUGUUUGUUGUUUAAAUGAAGAAAAAAAAGUCGCUAAAUCAUUAAAUGCAGUCUCGUUUUCAUUACAAUGAUGGUAUAAUUUUAGUAAUAUUUAAUUAAGCAAUGUAAUGUAUUGCACAUCUCAAACUAGAAUGCCUCUAGAAAAAUGGUAUUAAUUUCCCUCUUUACGAAUUAAAAUUAUGCAUGCACUUUAUAAACAAUAUUUUAUUAGUGUUAACUACUAAUCGUUAAUGUGGGUGAUGUUAUUCCAAAGUAUUAAUCAACUGAUGAAAUGAAUAUAUUUUAAAAUGAUUUGAAUGCAAUAUGAACAAAAAAUCAUACAAGUGUAUUAGCGAUAGUAAUUCUUCCCUAGACUUUAAAGUGUUAUACACAUUGUUAAGACUACUUAAAUACAGCAGGUACAUAUGUGUCUAAUGUAUAACUAAGAUGUAAUAGAAAUGCUGGUCAAAUGUAUGCUUGAGUAUACAUGUAUUACAUUCCAAAAUAUUAUCACGCAUUAAAUUUAACUUGCCAUUAUUGUAAUAAAAGUAAACACGCCAAAAUAAAUUUGCACUUUAUUCCUGUCUUAUGACAAUUUUACAAUGAUGGAAAUGUCAGCUUGAAUAGUGAAGUGAGAAAUGUGAGCUUAGAUAUUUUCAGUUUCGCAUUAAUGUCAUAUCACAACUUAAAGCAUACAUUGCAAUACAUAUUUGAAUCAGUUCAAGCACUUUCAGCUCUUAGUGAGUUUCAACUUGUUUGCAUUUCUCAGAGUCAUUCCAUGAUGUUGUAAUCACUUACUAAAUCAUAGAUGUUUAAGUGCACGGAGUCAUACCCCUCUGUGGUAGCUCAAUAGACUAUCUUGUGAUGUUGCCGUCCAUUGCAAAAUUCCAAGUUUAGGUAAGCCUGAUCUCAUAUUUACAUGUACCACUUAACCUGGACAGAGACAAUACAAAAAUCAUACAAAAGUGUU